AUGAAUCUUGCACAGCCAUCAAGUUUAACAUUUGUUCUAUUUUCUGUUAAGCUAGUCCUUUUUCUCGCUAUACGUUUCUUUAGGUCCACGAAACAGAAAGGUCAGCUUCCUCCGGGGCCACGGGGAUGGCCUGUUAUUGGAAACUUGGCGUACCUCAGCCUAAACCGACCAACUUACCUGUGGCUACACGACGUCAUGGAAAGCAUGAAAACGGAGAUAGCUUGCUUCCGUUUCGCACGCGUUCACGUCAUCACUGUAACCUCAAGCGAGAUUGCUCGAGAAGUGGUUAGAGACAGGGACGAGGCUUUUGCUGACCGAGUGGAGUCGUACUCGAGCAAUAUCAUAAGCGAAGGCUAUAAGGACGUGAUUUUUUCUUUCUACGGGGAGAGGUGGAUGCUGCUAAAGAAAAUGAUGGUGGCCAAACUAAUGUCACCGACAAUGCUGAAGAAGUCCCUAAGUGAUAGAACUCUAGAAGCGGAUAACAUCGUUGCGUAUGUCUUCAAUUUAUGCCAAUUAGGGUGUACAAAAACAAAAGUCAAUGUGAGAGACAUCACGGGUAUUUAUUGCCAUGCCGUGAUGAUGGUGAUGAUGUUUGGUCGGAGGCAUUUUAUAGAAGCGACCGAGAAUGGUAAUGGUCUCGGACCGAAAGAGAAAGAACACAUGGACGCAAUAUAUCGGUCUCUUGAUUGUUUUUUCAGCUUUAACGUAACGGAUUACAUCCCUUGUCUUAGAGGAUGGAACCUAAAUGGAAAGGAGGCGGAAGUUAGAGAAGCGGUUGAUAUAAUCAACAAGUGCAACGACCCGAUCAUCCACGAGAGAAUGCAUUUGUGGAGGGACAAAGGUGGAAAAGAGACGGGAGAAGAUUGGCUUGAUAUCUUAAUCACGCUAAAAGAUGACCAAGGAAGGUUCUUAUUCACAUAUGAUGAGAUUAGAGCUCAAUGCAAGGAUAUCAAUAUUGCGACCAUCGAUAAUACGAUGAAUAACGUGGAGUGGACUAUAGCAGAGAUGUUGAAUCAUCCAGAGAUUCUGGAGAAAGCCACAAAUGAAUUGGACAUGAUAGUUGGCAAAGACAGAUUUGUGCAAGAAUCAGACAUACCACAACUCAACUACAUCAAAGCUUGUAGCAGAGAAUCUUUCCGGCUUCACCCAGUCAAUCCGUUCAUGCUGCCUCACAGAGCUCGAGAAGAUACUACCCUCGCAGGUUAUUUUGUCCCCAAAGGUAGCCAUAUUCUUGUGAGUCGUCUAGGACUUGGUCAGAAUCCUAAGAUAUGGGACGAACCAAAUGUUUUCAAACCAGAACGACACCUCGAUGGACAUGGUGGGAACUCACUGAGCGUGAGUUUAAUGGAACCGGAUAUGCGGCUCGUGACAUUCGGCACCGGUAGGCGUGGCUGCUUAGGAUCUAAGAUUGGGAUAUCUAUGACCAUCAUGUUACUAGCCAGGCUUCUCCAAGGUUUCGAAUGGAGCCACCUUCCUGGUACAAGUAAGGUCGAUCUCAUCCCAGCAGAUCGUAAUUUGUUCAUCGCGAAGUCUCUACUGGCAUCUGUGAAACCUAGAUUGACUCAGCGUAUGUAUCCGAAAUUGCAAACAAGGUGA
Capsella rubella is the source of this 1596-nucleotide messenger RNA. Its product is annotated as dihomomethionine N-hydroxylase. The transcript has 3 exons. The record is from RefSeq and is a predicted model, not a curated record. Lineage: Eukaryota; Viridiplantae; Streptophyta; Magnoliopsida; Brassicales; Brassicaceae. The coding region runs from base 1 to 1596 and encodes 531 amino acids. Gene Ontology annotation, molecular function: iron ion binding; monooxygenase activity; oxidoreductase activity, acting on paired donors, with incorporation or reduction of molecular oxygen.